Molecule: messenger RNA, 1235 nt
Organism: Durio zibethinus
Lineage: Eukaryota; Viridiplantae; Streptophyta; Magnoliopsida; Malvales; Malvaceae
Source: RefSeq, a predicted model, not a curated record
UUUUUCUUUACUUAAACAACAUACAUCUUCCCCUAAUUAAAAAUUCCACUAAUUUUCUUCUCUCUCAAGUUGCCAUUGACUUUUUUAAACUUUGAAAACCACCCCAAGUAACCAUUUCUUUGGCCACAGCCAUGGCUGACCAAACUACUUUUUUCAUCUCCAAUCGCUUGUUCUGCUUUCAUUCUUCCAGGAGAUCAUGAACACCUCAUCCGGUUAUGAUCAGGGAUUUCUCGGCUCCAACAACAACAUUGGUGGGUUUGCAUAUGGCGUUGGAAUUUCUAUUGGAAUCCUCUUGCUUAUCAUGACCAUCACAUUGGCUUCCUACUUUUGCACCAGGGGUACUCAUCAACAACCACAAGCCCCGUCAAGGACAAGGCAAGAGCCUGCAACUGAUCCUGAGAGUUUUGUUGUCGAUAUAGGCCUCGAUGAGGAAAUGAUAAAGAGCUAUCCCAAGCUGCUGUACUCCGAGGCCAAGCUCCACAAGAAAGAUUCCACAGCUACAUGCUGUUCCAUAUGCUUGGCAGAUUACAAGAGUAGUGAUACGCUUAGACUGCUGCCUGAUUGUAACCAUCUCUUCCAUGUCAAGUGUGUUGACCCCUGGUUGCGGCUGCACCCAACAUGUCCAGUUUGCCGGACAUCUCCAAUCCCGACCCCCUUAUCCACUCCUCUAGCUGAGGUCGUUCCCUUAUCAAGCAGGCCAGGUGGUUGAUGUGAAGGAUUCUCAUAAUUUCUGUGUAAAAAUUCUUUCUGUUGUCCUCUUUUCUGUGUGAAUUUUAGAUUGAAAUCCAGAACAUUCUCUUACUGCUACAAAUGCAAGAUGGUUCUAGGAAUUUAUGCGUAAAUGCAAUCAUUUUUCACAUAGAGAAGGAACAUCUACUAGCAAAAGACUUUGAAAUUGCCUUGGCUAACAUGUUGGAGAUGAAAGAAAUAUUAAUCUUUCUAGACUCUGAGAGGAAGAAACAGAGAACCCAAGAAAGCUCAGUGGAUGGUAUUUGCCUAAAUUGCCAAGGAAAAUCUUUUCAUGAAUAUAAAAAGGCUAUUGAUAUGUACUCUCAUUUGAGACUUUAAUCUAACAGCAAUCAACAAGUCCUGAAACAUUGAGCUUUUACCAUAUAUCCCAAUGGCCUGCAGACAAUGAGGCAGCAUAGCAAUGAAGCUAAAAUUAAGAUGGUCAGCCCAGAAACCAGAUAGAUUUGGAGAUAGUUUUGGGUUAGAGACAAAAUUCUAUGCUAAGU